AGAACGUAAUUAAAAAUAGAUUUAAAUCAAUGCAGUCCAAUGUCAAUUAAAAAGAUAAACGCAUAGUUCGCUAAAAAAGUGUCGGAAUUUUCAAGUCAAGUGGAACACAAAAAUUUACGUACGUUCAGUAAAAAUUCUUUGUUCGACGCAAGGAUAUGAGCAUGUCGAAAUUUUUUCGCAAACUAAUUUUUUGCGGCUGCUCGUCGCGUUCGGAUUACGAUAGCCGAUCGAUCGUUGUCGACGAAUCGAUCGUCGACGAUCCUCCACCGAAAUUCACGGAGGCCUCGAAUUACGAACUGGAACCCGAUGACGUGGCGAAGCAUUUUGAUCUGUCCACUAUAAAAUUCAUCGACGACGAGGAAGCCGACGAAGAUGCGGCCUGCACUAAGAACGAGGAGCUGGACGGGCCGAACGGAAGUGGGCGGAUACGAGACGCCUGGGUUAUCGCCGUCGAAAGGAACGCGAGGGAGAGGCUGCAGAAAUUGACGGCACUCCAGAAGAUCCAACCGCGCGACAUCCAUAGCAUUUUACAUCAACGGACAAUAAAUUCAGUAGCGUCCACGAGCGAAGACUCCACUUCAAAAGACGUAUCGAAUGGCCAAAUUACGGUUACUUUGGCGGACAAGGAAUUGGAGACGAAUUCUUUUUCCACCAAACUUAGCAACGGUACGAUUCCCAAGGGAUUAGGAAAAGAGGCGGAUAUCCGAGUGGAAAACACCUCGCAGGAGCGGAAGGACUCUUUAGAGAAGCAACACAGCUGCGAAGAGACGAACCUCUUGCAACCGAUACAGAGCGGAAGAAUCGGGGAACGACGGUCGAGCAGCCCUUUCCAAAAUGGUCGAACGGAAGUGCUGAUUGGCGAACCGGAGGGCGGCCCGAGGUCGCCGCGGGGAUCGACGUCUUCGGCGGUGAACGACGGCAAUUUCCUGAAUCCACCGGACGAGCGAGACGAACCAAUUUGCAGGUCCCGAAGGCGUAGCGGUAGUGGCGUGACGGACAUACAUUCUCAGCAACAACAGCAGCAAUUGCAGUUGCAAGAGAACAACAACUCGCGCGAACAACAACUCGUGCGAACAACAAGCUCGCGCGACGCGAAGAAGCCGCAGGAGGGACUGGGGCCCGAUGAGAUGUGGGCCCCUGGCGCCCUGGGCCAUCAUCGGGAGCUACCUGUUGAUGUGCCCGACACCCUUCUACAGAAGGCCUAUCCCAACAAGGUAAAAAACUGCUCUGCCGAUUAUAGGAACGGGCUACAGCAUCGUCCCCGUAGCGCUAGCGACCUCGACCUCUCCCUAAACCUUAAAAACGAAACCCUUAAGACGCGCACCAUCGCGGACGGACGCGCUAGACUCGUAUCGAACGAUCACACGCACGACGUCACCGACGCAGCCAGGACAAUUAACGUCCACAACGGUCUUCAGCCGUCCAUGCUGAAGAUCGAGCUGAAUAUCGAGGACGAGGAGGAGAAAGUGAAAGCCACCAGGAAGAAUCUGGGAUUCGACAAAUAUCGCGAUAGCCCGAUCGCGACCGGCUCGCCGGAUUUGAAAAGUACCUUUAAAGUUUUCGAAGUAUACGCGAACAUUGACGAGGACGCAGGCGGACAAAAGGAGUCUAGCGUUGAUAUUGAAGACGACUAUCCUUUUGCCAAGGAGGAUUAUCCCACCAUGCUGAAAACAUGUAGUGACGAUUCCGCGAGUCCAAGAAGUUCAUCGGGUAGAUCGGAUAGUACUGCACCCCUCGAUACCAGUCUAAUGCUCAGGCAUAGUAAAAGCCACAAGGACUCGCCGACUUACGACGUACGAAGGAUAGACCUCGGUUCUCCUUGUAGAUCGGUAGUACCCGAUAUCAAGGUGGCUCCACUCUUUGGCCGAACCCGAGACGCGACUUCCUUUGACAAUCCGGCUUAUGGAUUAACGGACUUGCAGGAUCUUCAGGGGUUACUGCGAUCCGACGAAAUGUCAGACUUAACCAGACUGAUUGAUGAACAAUCUUCAAUUCCAAGAACUCCGCAAGACCACGAUAAAGUCUCGCCUGUCCGUGUCAAGGAUCAGCAGAUGGACUCUUCCCAAACCGAGCCAGUAAGCAAGUCCGGCAAAAGUCCGACGAAACGUCGUUCAAAUGACGAGCGAGUUAAAUUGAAAGCAAAAACCCGCAGUCUUGAUAUCGAGGAAUUGAUUCGGACUGGCUCGACCGACGAUCUUCUCGGGAUCGAAUUAAGCAAUCUCUCCUCUUCUUCCUCCUCGUCCCGGCAGCGGACAAAAAAGAAGCGGCAUCAGCAGAUCUCCAGCGGCUAUUCCACACUGAGGAGCGAGGCCUCUGGCGAUCUCGAGCAUAACGCGGACCGCAGCUUCCUCGUGGUGGGCAGAAAGCCUUACCGCGAGGUAGCCGUCGAUUGUCCACCGGAUUUCGUGCCGGUCACCAAGUGCCAUCCGAUAUACCCGCCGCCGAAUAAGACCCCCGGCAACAGCAAGCACAACACCCUCGAGCCAAAGCGCGAUCGCGCGAGUGUCACUAACGAGGCGAAUUCGUGCGCUGCGACAACGACGACCAUGACGACAACCACGCUCGUAGCCUCCCCUCGCCUCUCCUUGAACGAUAAUAGCUUCACGACGCUGUCUAGUGCCGACAGUAGCGCUAAAGAGACCGUGGUCGCGCGCUCGGUAGACCAUAAGCACAGCUUGAAGAAGGUAAGGUCCAAAGUCAAGAGCUUAAUAUGCGACAGCUUGCAGUCUAUCCUGCACCACCAGCAUGAUGAUUCGCUUGGCUCUUACAGCACGCAAUACCCUAACUCACUAAUGCAGACUCAUCCUAACGAUCCUGUUCUGCAAUCGUUCGUCAUGAACAUUGAAAAUCCCAACGAGUUCUCGCAAAUACGGAACUCCUUCAACGAACGAGAUCAGAAUCUCUUUCAAAAUCGACAAAUCGAGAAUUCCUGUUUCGAGGAUGAUUACCACGAUGUUUUCUUACGAGGAAAAGUCUUCCGCGAGAGCGGAGAACGUUCAUUAUCCUCCGUUUUUCCAGAUGAGCUUCCCAAAAAUUCGCAAAAUCCCUUUCUCGAAGAAGCUGGUAAUAAUAAAAUGAUCUCUUCCCCUUUCCCAACUAGCGAUUCUACAUGCUUGAGUGUCUUUUCUACUUUUAAAAACAAAGUCGUGAGCUCUUCUAAAGAAGAACUCCUUGGUUUCAAGAAGGAAACCGAGGAGAAUAACUUCUCCGAUUGUCCGAACGAGAUUAGCUUGUUACCGGAGAAAAAUAUCUCGUUUUCUAAAGUCAGAGAUAACAUUCGUGUCCAAUCGUCUAUCCAAGAGACGAAUCAGAAUUCUCGGAAUUCCCUGCGUGAGCUCUCCUCUGCGGAGCAACGCAUUGUGAGUCAUUUAUUCGACGACACGCGUUAUUCUAAUGAUUGUCAGCCACAAGAAAUGGAGCGAUGUGACAGCGCUUACUGUCUCGAUGAUUCGCCGAGUACACAAAAUAAACAAAAUUCAAGACUAUUUUUUAAAUACGAAUGUUUCAAGUUGGACGUUCCAUCUAUGCUUCCUAACAAUGGCGUGAAAUUUCACGUUAGUUGGAGAAGCAUGUCCGACCUUCCAAAUUUAAUGGCUGAUUGGCAUUCGACGAUGACAAGGAGAGCCUUUUCGCUCUCCGACUUUGUUUCAAUAUCGAAAAUCACGUCAUCACCCAUCGUCGGGUGGGAUAAAGUUGAUCACCCGACAGUUUUGUACGACGGAUUUUCUGAUGAACGUAUGAAGCAGAACAUACCAAAAUCACCGAUGCACACUGUGAAGAACCAUUCGCUCAAGUCGCACGUCGACGCUCUCGAACAGCAGGCCGGUCUCAAUGGAGUCAAGCCUGCCAUCCCACCGCGCGAUCAGAAGAGGGCACCUGCCAGACCGCCGAAAGAUAAUCUGCGCCUCUCCACGCAGAACAAUAAUGUUGAGACGAGCGAUAACGCGAAGGUAAGAUAUGAUGUCGGCACUCUUUCGCACUCGGUGUUGUAUCGAGAGCAAUUACGAAAACGGAAAGAUGAAGAGGAAAGACAGGAAAUGCUCAGCCAUUCUCUCCGUGGCUCUAAAAAGCUUCAAGCUUUGGAGAGCCACGCGACGAGCCUCAGUGGCCAGGGAAAUUUUGCUUACGCACAUGACGAGGUGACCACCGGCGUCAGUCGAAUUACACACGCCACUCCUAAUGCAGUCCAAGAAGUGGAGGAGCCGCCCAGGCCUCUCACGUACGGCGAGGUCGUUGCUACGCUGGAGAGGCUGCAGCUCCAACUGCGGAAUAUUUCAGGUGCUCUCGGUAUUUCGGGUCCAGGUGUCGAAGCCGAGCUCGAGGCAGUCCGAACACUUUUAGUGCAGAAUCAAUUUGCGUCUGCCCUGGCGACUCGUCAUACUUUAAAAAGUCGGCUAAGGACGAGCAAGAUCUUUAAACACCAUGCCGAUGACGCAUCGAGUUUAGCGCGAGAUUGCGUGGAUAUCCUUGAAAAAUGGCAAUCGUCGUCGACCGCAACAGGUGUUGGCGGAGCAGAAACAAUAGCCGCCGUGGAAGAGUUAACGAGUAUUCUAACAAGUUACGACAUGGAGGCUCUGCUUCUAGCACACGACUCUAUCGUCUCCUACGUGGAAGGUUUACAAAGGAAGCAAAGCCCGUCCUCUCCACCCAGUGAACCGCCCAGUCCGACGUCUAGUUGGAAAGAUUCCCGUGUAGUCGACAACAUUAAAAUUAUCCGAAUUGAGAAAACUAACGAACCUCUGGGUGCUACCGUCAGAAACGAAGGGGAUGCGGUAAUCAUAGGACGUGUCGUUCGCGGUGGUGCGGCAGACAAGUCAGGACUCCUACACGAGGGCGACGAGGUUCUCGAGGUAAACGGAGUAGAAAUGCGCGGCAAGACUGUCAACGAAGUUUGUGAUAUUCUUGCUGGCAUGCAGGGUAGUCUCACGUUCUUGGUACUUCCGGCUCCAACGAGCCACAGAAAUAAUUUAAGGAGAGAAGACACGACCCAGAUACAUAUACGAGCGCAUUUCGAUUACGAUCCCGAGGAAGACCCGUAUAUACCGUGCAGAGAGUUAGGCGUAAGCUUUCAAAAGGGCGAUGUACUCCACGUAAUUUCCCAAGAGGAUCCUAACUGGUGGCAAGCAUAUCGAGAGGGUGAAGAGGACCAGACACUGGCUGGUCUAAUACCCAGUAGAGUGUUUCAACAUCAACGAGAAUCCAUGAAGCAGACGAUAGCCGGCGACAAAUCGACGAUGCGAGGUUCGAAAAAAUCCAGCACGCUAUUGUGCGCAAGAAAAAAUCCAAAGAAGAAGAAACGAAACAAGUUCGGCGCAAACUUCAAUGACGAUGGAUAUCCACUUUACGCAACAACUGCCAUAGACGAUUACGACAGUGAGGAAGUGCUGACGUAUGAGGAAGUCGCCUUAUACUUUCCUCGUGCAAAUCACAAGAGGCCAAUUGUACUCAUCGGACCACCCAACAUCGGACGGCACGAACUUAGGCAGAGAUUGAUGCAGGACAGCGAACGUUUUGCUGCAGCGAUACCACAUACAAGUCGUCCAAAGAAAGAUUCCGAAGUCGAUGGGCAGGAUUAUCAUUUUAUUUCUCGUGCUCAGUUCGAGUCCGAUAUUCUUUGUCGAAAGUUCGUCGAGCACGGCGAAUACGAAAAAGCGUACUACGGCACGUCCGUGGAGGCCAUCAGGACAGUGGUUAAUUCCGGGAAAAUCUGUGUCUUAAACCUGCAUCCCCAGAGUCUCAAGAUCCUGCGAAAUUCGGAUCUAAAGCCGUAUGUUGUGUUUAUCGCGCCUCCGAGCCUCGAGAAGCUUAGGCAGAAGAGGAUCAAGAACAACGAAAGCUUCAAAGAGGAAGAAUUAAAAGACAUAAUCGAGAAGGCCCGUGAGAUGGAGGAUAAGUAUGGCCAUCUGUUUGAUAUGCUUAUCCUCAACAACGAUACGGAUCGGGCGUAUAACCAACUUCUCACGGAGAUUAAUUCACUCGAGAGAGAACCUCAGUGGGUGCCUGCGUCUUGGGUUCAGUAACUUAAGCGGUCUUAAUCGCCGCGCUUAAGACGAGCGUUUCUAUACGGCGUGUCUCGACGGUGAGGACGGCGAUCGGAGGCCAGUAUUGCGGUAUCUGUUUGCAAGACAAGUGCUUUUACGCAAUUUUCCAAGUAAGACUUCAAGCAAGUCUGAUAGAAAUUCGGAGAACUGGUUCUUCUACAGGUGCCUGUUACAUAGUUUUAUGUUUCUUACGCAAAUCUUAAAUCUUCCCCGGUUAUUAUAUUGCAAGUACUCGCCUGACAGUCUUCCGCGCGUGUUGUCGUACUUUGGUGCCAUGAAAAUGACGGAGCAAUCUUCAAAGGGAGAAAGGGAAGAAGGGAAAUAGAAAAGAGAAUGAAUGUUCUAUAAAAAAAUUUUCACAACCUCUGUGACGAACUACUCCUCGACGUAGAUUCUUGCAUUUGUUAUAGAAGAAAAAAAAGAAUAUGGUGUUUAUAUACCACCGUGAAAGACGACAGUUUUCGAGACUCGGUUGCAUCAAUGAUGUUUCGAAUUUAAGUGAAUAUGUAAUCAAAUCGCGGACGAUAAUCUGACGAAAAACUUAAAUUUAAGUUCCGCUUAAAUUUCAAACAGAGUUGCUGCAGUUUAGUCUACUUUUGGUAUCCCGAGAUAAAUUUGGUAUUCCGAUUGAAAUACGUUCGUACGUCGAAGUUUCAGAGGUAUUUACGAUUAAAUUCUCAUGACUGACCCAUUCCCCAAGCGGUUAACAUUAUUAUAUUAGAUGCGCGAGUAUACAAAAAGUCAUCAUCUUUUUUCGGUGCGCCAAAGCACAUCUGCCGAGCGUUUUGCUCUUUCUACAUAUUAGCCCGUUCUACAUGAGGAAGUGUACCUGACCUGAUGUCUCCUAACAGUGAAAAAUUUCUAACUUGGGGGACUCGUGAAAAUAUCGUGUAAUUUUCUAUGAUCUACGCACAUACAUUUUGAUAAAUUUUGAUAAGUGGAACCGGAGCUUCGAUCCAGAUUUUUUAAAAGAUUUCUUAUUCAGCGUAGCACGUGCGAAUAUAUUAACGUGAUUACAUUAUUAACUUCGCGUAAUGUAAUUAAUUCUUUUUACGUCGCGAAUCAGUUAUACACAUACACACACACGCACACAUACACACACACAUACACACGCACACAUAUAUAUAUAUAAAAUUUUGCAUACGAUCAUAGAGAGUCGCAUGUUUUUUCACGUGAAAUUUUGGUUAGAAAUUUUUGGCAGUUCUGUUAUUCUAACCAAGCGGAAGCUCUUAUUAUAAAGGAAGAAAAAAAAAUUCCAAAACGACGAUCCCACAAGCAUAACGACGCACUUUAUGCGUUUCUUCGAACGCAAGAGAAAACGUCUGCGAUGUCGAAAAAGGCGAAACUCGCUAACGUUUUAUCGUUCGCCCUAGACAUUUCGUGUUUGUUUAGAGAGCAGAAACUCGUGUUUCGAACCCGUAGAUUCGUUAAACGCAAUAGACUUAGGCUCGACUGUGGUUCGGUAUACAAGCUUUUGAAAAUUUCGCAUAAAAAACAAUUGUUUCUCCUAAGUGUUUUUUUACAGGGAGCGAUUAUUACGCAACGCGAUCGAAUAGGGUAAAAAGAUGUUUAUCUGUGUCAUUGUAUCGCUACGAAAAUAGGGAUCGAUGCGAAAUAGAAAAGAAAAAAAUGUGUAGUAGAGAGAGAGAAAGAAAGGCCAUUGUGGUUUUUCAUUGGAAAAAUUAUUCGGUAAAUGCAAGUGCGCGAUGUGUAUCUUAUAAAUAUUCUUGCGUUAGCAAUAAUUGUGUAUUAUAUCGGAAAAUAACUUUUCUAUAUUUUUUCUUUUUUUUGAUGACUUUAAGAGCUCCGGUAAAUUCGGCAAAGAUGUGUCGUUCGUAUAGAGAUUGUGGGCUACUGUGUCGUGAUUAGAUCAACUGUGUAAUGUUAGUCGAUCCAGAGAGAAAAAGAUAGAUACACUAAAUUCAAUGUGAAACAGUCGUAAAAAUGGACGCGCGACUUAGAGAGAUGUGUCUACGGUGAAAAAAAAAAAAAUCGUUAUUUCAAUUUUUAGCUAUUUAAAAUCGAUCUUCUAAGAGCCAAUCAAUGCAUGACGGUUCAAUAUCGUGCCACGUAUCAGACCGCAUGUGAAAGGACGCAAGCAAGAUGUGCCAAAUAAUCCUGGAUUAUUUCCAGAUGAAUCCAAGUUUUAAAAUGCGCUCAAGAGGCACCCUAGAAUUUGUCAUUAUAUUGAUUAUGUAAAUAAUUGUGCACUUAUGUAUAGAGAGAAAAGGAAG
Molecule: messenger RNA, 8275 nt
Organism: Acromyrmex echinatior (Panamanian leafcutter ant)
Lineage: Eukaryota; Metazoa; Arthropoda; Insecta; Hymenoptera; Formicidae
Product: protein PALS1
Molecular function (GO): protein binding
Source: RefSeq, a predicted model, not a curated record